AUGAACCAGUUUCCCGACGAAUUGCUAUUAAAAUUAAUGUCAUUUCUUGGUUACCGUGACCUUUUAACUUUAUCCAUCACAAAUAAACGUUUCUAUAACUUGGUCCAAGACGAACAACUUUGGAAGCGACUUUAUAAAAAUCAAUUUAAUCACACAUUUCUCGUACAUAAAUAUUCCGAUGCAACAUCUUCUAAGGAAAUGUUUAAAUUGCAUUGGACAAAAGAUUUAACUUUAUUCAAAGUUAAAUACGGAAAUUAUCAAGUAAAAAUGACUACAAUUAAUUACGGUGGAAAUAUCACCAAUACUAAUGGAACGUUUACACUAGAAUUACAUCAAGAUCGAUCUCUAUUGGCAAAUUUAUUAGUUGAACAAGGUUCUGAAUAUAAUGAAUCAACAGACGCAACAUGGACAGGAACAUUUGAUGUUGAAAACAGAACAAUGAAUAUUAAAGAACGUUUUGGACAUCAUCCAGGAUAUUUUAUUUAUACAGCUCAAAUCAAUGAUAAAGUUAUUGAAGGCACAUACUUUUGGGAUAUAAAACCAACAGCAGGAGGUCGACUCAUUAUUGAACUAGUGUAA
Molecule: messenger RNA, 579 nt
Organism: Didymodactylos carnosus
Lineage: Eukaryota; Metazoa; Rotifera; Eurotatoria; Philodinida; Philodinidae
Source: the annotation of a GenBank genome assembly